Psylliodes chrysocephalus is the source of this 6785-nucleotide messenger RNA. NCBI's taxonomy places the organism in Eukaryota, Metazoa, Arthropoda, Insecta, Coleoptera, Chrysomelidae. The record is from the annotation of a GenBank genome assembly.
CGUGAAACAAACUGCUCGUCGUAGCUUUGGGUUUUGAUGAUUCGUAUAUUUUGAGUAUCGUGCUUAAUAAUAGAAUAAUAGUAUAGCGUUAUGUUCUUUGUUUCUAAAGUACAGUGCACCAAACACAAACAGUGACCGUCCAUUACACUAUUACAAAUAAAAGACAAAUAUGACGCAAGUUUGUAAGGGAUGAUACAAAUGAAAUAAUCAUUCUAACCCCAAAUUUUUAGUGCCGGGUUUCGAAAGUGACAGUCUACUAGUGGUAAAUCAGCUGAUUGUAUUUUUGUUUACAUGCGAAUAUGUAUACUUUAUUAUGAAAGUUUAGAAAACUUAGUUUUCAAAGUUUAGUGAACAAUGUCAGUUGGUAAACAAAAAAUCGUUUUUGAUUCCCAUUAAUUUUGAGGUUAUGUUGUUUUUGGUUAAAUAAAAACUGAAUAGAAGAUGUUGUGUUUAAAGAAAGUGUACAGGGAUGAGCUCCUACAACUAGCUCUUUUACUUAGUAUUCUCAGAGUCAAUCACGAUUCUUUUUAUGACAAUAUAUAUGACAACUUGGAUUUUGAUAAUGGUACUAGCUGGAGAAGUAUUACACCUGCUAUUUUAAGAUCUCACUAUGUUAGCCCUAAGAGCUUAGAUUCUGUUUUGUUGAACUAUCAGAGAGAUUUGUUUGCCGACUUAAAUUCCUUAGGAAGAUUCAAUAGGGACAACUUUAGAAACCCAGAUGUUACAACUUACUUACUUAACAUCAACCGCACUGCCUCUUCAGUCAACACAGAUCCUUUGCCUGUACCUAAUGCCCCUGUCGCCCAAAAUCAAUCCGACAAUGUUGUCAAUGAAGGAGAAGCCAACGCUAUAGAUGUAGGGAUCAGUCUAAGCCAAGAGGAUAUGGAUCUAAUAGAAGUGCUUUGGAAACAAGAUGUCGAUCUUGGUUUCACCGUUGACAACAUCAAACCCGAAAAAGAGAACAUCAAAGUCGAACCUGACGAUCCCGCCACUUCGAUUAACGUUAAAGACAAAGACGAUAUCGAAAAGUUGAAAACACUUCAGGCCAUCAACGAGGACGCCAUCAAGCAAGAAAAAGAUGAAGAUCCAUGGUCUGGAUUUGACUAUACAAUCGACACAGAAACCGGAGAAUAUGUGAUAAAAGGGGAGGCCGAUUCUGAGAAUAGCGAAGAGGUAAGCGAUUCUGUUGAUCUUACCCUCGAAGAUCUCGCCUUACCACUACCAGAAUUCUUUCUCGAUGAGGCCCUACGUCUGAUUGAUUUAGAAGAUGAAACGUCACAGGAGAACACAGUAAACCUCAAGGAGUUGGAAAACCUUCCAACUGAAACAAAUAGCACAUCUGUGCAGUCGGUUGUCGAACCUAACGCCGCAGCUGAUGUAAAAGCUGCGUCGAAAGCUGAUGACAUCUCUUCUUCUUCCGAGGAGGUACUUCCUAAAGAAGACAGUGACGACGACUUCGAUUUUCUCAACAUGAUUCAAACACCACAGUUCCACCACCCUCACCAUAGGGCUCCGUUCCAGUCCCGCAUGCCGUUCGUCCGUACGAUGAGCAUGGAACAGAGAUGGCAGGACCUUGCUAAUCUCCUUAGUCUUCCUAGUCCUGACGGAGGCGGCAUCCAUCAUCCCUUUAGCCACCACCAUCAUCAUUUGCACAAUUAUACCCACCAUCCGCACCCUCAUAGCAUGGGUUAUAGUCCAGAAGCAGCAAGAGGGGUGCUCCUCCACAAUGCCACCUUGCCAACUCCAAUUGGCGAUUUGAAUUCAUCUGUGCCAUAUAGUAAUUUAGGUGGUACAAAUUUUGGGAGCGCCGUAGCGAGUUCCAUGAACCUGACGAACAGCAGCGAACCAAUGGGAGAAUCAUCGAACACACCCCAUUACAAACUGGAACCUUCACACGACAUUUAUUAUCAGAACGGUUCGUCUGAGAUUAAUCAAACUGAUGGUUUUCUUUCUUCGAUCCUUAACGACGAAGAUCUUCAGCUAAUGGAUAUGGCUAUGAAUGAAGGCAUGUACACCAUGCGAAUGUUGGAUGGUAAUAGCACAAUAAAUAACGUAGGGGCCAACAACACAAGCACCACGAUGUCCCGAAAUGAUAUGGAACGCAUGGAUACAUCCAGUGACAGCGCUGUUAGUUCCAUGGGCUCUGAACGAGUGCCAUCUUUAUCCGACGGGGAAUGGGGAGAUGGUGGUUCCGAUUCUGGACAUACUUCUACCGAACAUUAUGUGACUGAUUACACCACAAAAUUACGCCCGUACGACUACAGCUAUAGUAAUCGACAACUGAACAACGGCAUCGGCAAUUCCGACAGCACACGCAUUCCACCUGUAGCGCAAAAGAAACAUCAAAUGUACGGCAAACGAUUUUUCCAAGACCACAAUUCAUCAAAUUCCUCACAUUCACCCGCGACGCCCUUAAAAUAUGAAUAUAGAGAACCUGCGUCAUCGUACAUCACCAACCAAUCGGAAGGUGCCGUAGGUCCAAAAGUUCCUGAAAUGAAGUAUUCCUGUUCCAUGGAGUUUGGAAUACAGGGACAUUUGAAUAGGAAUCCAGUGAACCACAUACAACACAACCACACUUAUCAUCUUCCUGCGGAAAGCUCGGGUGCCAUGCAGAGGCCUGUCAUAAGAGACAAAUCCAAGCAGCGAAAGGCCGAAGAUGAACAUUUGACUAGGGAUGAAAAACGUGCCAGGGCGCUCAAUGUUCCCAUUUCUGUUGACGAUAUUAUUAACCUUCCCAUGGACGAAUUCAACGAAAGAUUGUCAAAGUACGAUCUGAGCGAAGCUCAGCUGAGUCUUAUUAGGGACAUACGAAGACGCGGCAAGAACAAGGUCGCUGCUCAGAAUUGCAGAAAGAGGAAACUUGAUCAAAUUUUGAGUUUAGCUGAUGAAGUGAAGGAUAUGAAAGACAGAAAAAUGAGACUGAUUGCCGAUCAUGAAUAUGUUAAAAACGAAUGCAAACGGUAUCGUGAUAAGUACCAGCAACUCUACAGACAUGUAUUCCAGAAUUUGCGAGAUCCCGACGGUAACCAAUAUUCCCCUUACCAAUGGAGUCUGCAGACAUCAGCCGAUGGUUCAAUCAUCCUUGUACCCCGAUCAAAUUCCUCAGUUUCAAAUCAAGACCCUAAGGAUCCGUUGCAGAACCACAAGGAACCAUAAACUAAAUUGCUCAAAAAUGUUUAAAUUUCCUAUAUAUUGUUUAAAACAGGGUUUAUUUUUGUUUGGUUUUAUUUUUAUUUUACGUGACAGGGCGCUUCAACAAAAUUUAUUCAUUAGAUAUUCCAAAAAUAAAAAACAUUCCCCAAUUUAUCUCAAAGCAACGAAAUUACUUACAGAGCGAUCAAUGAAAUUUGUCGUUCGACUUCAAAAUUUAGAAUAAACGAGUUUUUAUUUUUUUAUUUUGUAUAUUUGACUCAUGUUUCCUUUAUUUAUUAUGACAAAUUAUUGCAGUUGAAUCCUGUCAAUAUUGAAGAGCAUCAGCCAUUGUUGUUUACCACUAAACCACAUUAAAAGUCUUGUAAUCAAAAAUUUUCACAAAUCCUGUCUCAGAAUAUUUACAUUUUUUUAUUUAGCUUUUAAAAAUUGGUCUCAAAAACACAUUUGAUUUAAUAAAUUAAAUUCUUGUAUUAAAUAAUAAGUGAAGAAUUAGUGGUGAGGACUACACAUUUAGAUGAUUUAAAAUGGUUUGAAUAUAAAUCGUCGUAAUACUUGAAUUUUAAUAAUAAGUGCUUCAUACAUUCUAUCUAAAAAAUGCGUACCAUAUGGAAACUAGUAUUCCUAAAUAAAAAAUAGCUAGUUUGGAAACAUUAUUUAGUUUGUCGUGAAAAUAAAAACUUUAACAAAGAUAAAUUGUCUGUAUUUUUAUUUAGAAAUAUACAUCGAGAGAAGCAAAAUGCUCUAAUUAGUCCAUGCAGGCGUGGAUUUAGAACAUUAUCCACGAGCGACUCACAUAAAUCAGAAAAAUAAUUAAAAAUAUAUGUAUUUAUAAAUGUUGAUAUAAUAUUAGUUAAAAUAAUUUUCAAUUUUUUUUAAAUAAUGAACAGAUUUUUCCCAAAAUUUCGAUUUUUUUACAGUUUUCCAUGUGAUACAGAUUUUAAAGAGAUUAAUUCGAUGUCUCUAAUACAUAGCAACUUUUCUAAACACUGCUUCAUAUUGAUUCCAAUUUGUAAAUUUUAAUUAUUCUAUACUUGCACUUGUAUUUCAAUUCGAUCAUUGUGCGAUUGAAGUCAAGCCAAUUUAUUGAAAGCCCCUAUUUAAAAAUGAUAUAUCUAUAUAUAAUAAAAUCAAAAGAGAUUGACGGAUAAUGAUGUAGAUAUUUUUGCACAAAGCUGUAUUUAUAUUGUAAUAAUAAUUUGAUGAACUAUACUUUUUAUUUUUAUUUUAAAGUGGAAUUGUAUUACUGCGUAUCUUCAGUUCUUUCUUAAUUAAUAACUAGGAAGAAUUCAUUGAUUUUUCUUCCUAAAACGACUGUCUUGUUGGUAAAAAUUUUCAGAAGACGCAAAAUCGAAUUAAUAAAUACCAAUUUUGAAUAAACAUGAUCAUUUACAAAGAGCAAUAAAUUUAGCUGAUGCUUAUUUAAAAAAUUGUGAUUUAUUUGUUCCUUUUAAAUGGGUUUAUUUGCGUCUUAAAUUAGAUUAAUUUAAAACAAAUUAUAGAAGUCGUUUCAAAAAUACUUUAUAUUAAUAUCGCAAUACUAAUCAUUAAUGAAUACUAUAAUUUUAUUAAAACUAAAAAUUGUCAUAUUUUAAUCCAACAAUACAUAGGUUUAUGUUGUAUUCAUUUUAAUAAUCUAUUUACUGUUCGGCGAAUAAGGGGGAUAGAAUUCUAUCAAUGAUAUAUAUAGAAUGCAUCCUUUCUGGCUUUAAAAUAAUUAGAUAAAUAUUAAUGGAUUUCUGUAGGAAUAUCGAAAUGGUAUAUUCUCUAUAUUGUAGAACUCACGAGCAAGAGUAUCUCAAAAAUAAUGAUUUUAACAGUAAAUAAAUAAAAUAUUUGUUGUUCUUUAUUUUUCAUCAUUAAUAGUAACUUAUCUGCCAAAAAACUGAAGAAUACUUGUUCAUGAGGUCGACAAUAUGUUCCACUAAAGUCACUUGUUACUUGUAAAUCUAUAUUAUUUAUAUAUUUUUUAUUACACUUUUGUAUCUAUUACUUUUCCUUUCACCCGUUUUAGAUUUUAGGGUGGUAGAUAUAGCAUUUCUGUAGCCAACAACAAACUGACAUGCCCUUUGACCUCUGAAGUAAAAUGUAUAUUAAUUAUUUGUAGAAUUCAAUUCACUAUAUUUUAAGUCCACUUACAGCAUAUUCAAUAUUUUUAAUAUUAUGUUUAAAACUUUUUAAUUUUUUUAUAAAGUACAGUUCAAAAAAAAGAUUUGUGAUUAAUUCAGUUUGCUGUUAUCAGACUUAUAUACUAGCAGAAAUUCUGACAAACCCUCAUAAAAAAAAUGAAUAAAUCCAAUAUAUAUUUUUUAUAAUAUUGAUCAGGUGAUGAAUAUGCCUUUUUCUUAAUAUUUUAGUGUAUAUAUAUUAAUUAAGGUAGUUUGUAAACAAAAAAAAAGAAAGUUAUUGUGUCUGACUGGUGUUGGAAUGUAGCUUAUUAUUUUAUUUGGCCUGAUGAAUAGUCAAUCAAAAAUUAACAGCUCGGCUUUUCUUUUAAUAUUUUUAACAAGGGAUUAACCAAACUAGUACCAGAUGGCCAACUAUACUUCGACCCUUAUUGAAUGAAUGCUCAUGUCUUUAAAAACAUUUCAUCAAAUCAAUCUUUUUUUUAGCAGAAUAGAAUUGUUUUUUUUAACUUUCGGUUAUCUUAGAAAUAAGGAUGCCUCUUUUGGAAUAGAACAGCAUUUGUAUUCAGUUGAAUUUAAUGUUAUACAUAUAUAUUUUUAUCAAUUUGCUUUUUAUUAAGAGAAAUUCAAGGUUCUUGUUUACUAUCUCUCCUUUUUCUUUUUUUUUUUUUCCUUUUUUUCUUUCUUUUAAAGUACAAAUAAUAUUUAAAAUUAACAAAGGUGCUAUCUGAAAAGGGGAAUCUUUAAUUUUGAAUUAACUGACAAUUUUAGAAAAUAUGUAUUAUUAGUUAUGAACGAAAUCUUUGUAUAUACUGGGUGUGAGUUAAAUCAUUCUCGUAAAACUUAACAGUCAUAUUGCAAUUCAGUGUUCAGAAUAAUUAUUAAUAAAAUUAAGCUCACUGUUGUCAAAUCUUUAUUAACAAAUGGUUGGUUUCCCUCACACCCUCUGUAUACUAUAUAAAAUGAGCAAUCAAGAUGUGUUAAAUUAUAGCUGGUGGUCGAAAUUUUAAACAUUCCUAUUUCACUUUCCUAUUAAUUUUGAAUCAGUUAUAAACAAUUCUGUUUUAAUUUGUGAAUUUUUAAUAGCCAUUUAUCAAUAUUGUAUGAGAACUUCCGGUUUUUGGAACAGUUAAAUAAAAGCGUUAUAACUUUGGUUGAAAUGUCAGUCUCCUAUUAUUUCCUUUUUUUUUUCAAUUUAUUUAAUAGAAAUCUGAAAACCUUCAUUGUUUUAAUAAACUGAAUGAAUUAUAAAAAUGUUAUGGAAGUGAAAUGGUGACGUUUAUUAUUUAUCAGGUCAGAUCCAGUAGGUAUUACUUAAGGAUCGUAUGUGAUUUUAUAGUUAUGUUUCAUUUACUUAUUAAUUAUUACUAAGUAGUAACCGUACUUUUAUUUGGUAGUAAAUGUUUCGAAAAUUCUAAGAUCGUUUAUAUUAAUCUAGGCUAAUAUUUUUUAUGAACAUUAUAGGUUUUGUACAUUGUAUAGUAGGAGAAUAAAAGUUCUAAAUGUCAC